CGUACACCCAUAUUAUAUGUAUACAUGAACAAAUAUGGAGUGCAUCCGCAUUGGUGCAUUGGAUACACCAGUCAAAAGAUGAUUCAAGUCACUUGUAGUUAGCCUGCACCUGCAAUACUAAACUAUAAUCCCAUCUGAUCUGAAUAGUACCUGUAAAUUGAAUAAACAAUCUUGAAAUCUGGACAGACAUUUUCUAAUAACUAAUUUCGAGUAACCUUUCUUUAAUAUCCGUUCUUGAAAAUUUUCCCCCGAGGCCAAAAAGUAAAAGGGGAUUCCGUGACGCCAUCGCCUUCAUAUUGGGUCAACGGCGUCACAAUCACCCUGCCAUGUUGAUGAUCUUCAGUGGCUGCUGCGAACCCAGAUCGGAGUUUUCUUAUCUGGGUAUUUUUUUUCCAAAAUUUAGAAUAAACUUUAGUUGAUUAAUGGGCUCAAGCCUUCGGACCAAUAAACUUCGCCGUGUCGGUUUUCUAUCGAACUCUCUGCUUCCAAGAUCCCCAGACACAAUGAAAACCAGGACACUUUUUGGGAUUUCCCUGUCGCUGAUUAUCAUUAACAUGGCUGCUAUAAUGGAGCGAGCUGAUGAAAAUCUCCUUCCAUCUGUUUACAAAGAAGUCAGCGAAGCUUUUUCUGCCGGGCCAUCUGAUCUUGGUUAUCUGACUUUUGUACGCAACUUCAUUCAGGGACUGGCUUCACCAGUUGCAGGUAUAUUAGCCAUUAAUUAUGACCGCCCUACUGUUCUUGCAGUUGGCACUCUGUGCUGGGCCUUGUCAACAGCUGCAGUAGGUAUUAGCAAGUAUUUUUUGCAAGUUGCAUUCUGGAGAGCAGUAAAUGGUUUUGGACUGGCUAUUGUGAUUCCAGCACUUCAGUCCUUCAUUGCCGAUAGCUAUGUGGAUGGUGCGAGAGGGACUGGCUUUGGGUUUCUAAAUCUUGUUGGGACUGUGGGCGGUAUAGGAGGGGGAGCUAUUGCUACAGUUAUGGCCGGUCAUGAUUUCUGGGGUAUACCUGGAUGGAGAUUUGCUUUCAUGGUGAUGGCAAUGCUGAGUUGUUUGAUUGCUUUUCUUGUUCAUGCAUUUGUUGCUGACCCAAGAAGAAGAACUACUGCUGACCAUGAUACAGGCAAGGCUUUGUCAAGGGAUGAGGUGAUGGAUAAGGGAAAUGCUAACUCAGUAUCAAUUUGGGUGGAAUCAUGGCAAGCAAUGAAAACUGUUACAAGAGUUCCCACUUUUCAAUACAUUGUGUUGCAGGGUGUUGUUGGUUCACUGCCUUGGACGGCCCUAGUAUUUUUGACGCUUUGGUUUGAACUAAUUGGUUUUGAUCACAAUAGUUCAGCAGCCCUUGUUGGUCUCUUUGCCGGUGGAUGUGCACUGGGCUCUUUUGUUGGUGGAAUAAUUGCAGAUCAAAUGUCACGCUUGUACCCACAUUCAGGGCGUGUCAUGUGCGCUCAGUUCUCUGCUUUCAUGGGCAUUCCAUUCUCAUGGUUCCUUCUGAGAGUUGUCCCGCAGUCUGUGAGCAGCUAUUCGACAUAUGCUGCCACACUCUUCUUGAUGGGCCUUACCAUUAGCUGGUGUGCUACUGCUACAAAUGGUCCAAUGUUUGCUGAGGUUGUGCCUGUGAAACAUCGGACCAUGAUUUAUGCAUUUGAUCGAGCUUUCGAAGUAUCAUUUUCUUCUUUUGCAGCUCCUGUGGUUGGAAUUCUUGCAGAAAAGAUGUACGGCUACGAUGCAAAGUCUGUUGAUCCUGUCGUAGGGUCCGGAAGAGAAGCAUUAGCUUUGUCAAAAGGGCUUUUCUCCAUGAUGGCAGUUCCAUUUGGUUUGUGCAGUUUAUUUUACACACCUUUGUAUUGGAAUUUCAGGCAUGACCGAGAAAAUGCUAGAAUUGCAGCCACAAAAGAAGCAGAGAUGAUAUGACAGAUUCACCGACAUUGCUGGCUUAUUCUUUUGAAGCAUUAUUUCUUUUUGACAACUGAAAUCCAUACUUUUUACGUUCCACAUUGGCAUGAUGUGUGUGAACUCUUUAUCAUUGAGAUCUCAUUCAAAACCUUAUCAGCAACAUGGAUGUAAGAAUAGAUUGGUAAUUUUGGUAGAUUUUACUACCAUGAAUACAUGCAAGUCCGAGAGGUAUACCGAAGUGCACUGCAUGCUAGUUAUAGCCUCUGGCCCUGGACGAAAAUGGGCUUGCUGCACAUAUGGAUCUGAUGGUGGUCUCGUCGCAAUAAUUACCAGUUUUGGCUGCAGAACAGCGAAAAUAAACUUGCUGCAUCUUCGGAGCUGAUGGUGGUCUGCAGUAGUCUCUGCGCCACUAGUUUUGGCUGCUGAUUUCAAAUAAACAAAAUCUGGCUACUAUACUCGAGAACUGAAAUCCCAGUCGGGCAGCCAGGUCUUAGAAGAGAGGGAGGGUCAAUUAGGAGGUUAGAAUACAAGUCAAUGCUAAAGAAGAUCAAUGACUAUCAGGUGGAGCCUGAUAUCCUUUGGUGCUGACU
This is a messenger RNA of Coffea eugenioides, 2479 nucleotides long. RefSeq lists its product as uncharacterized. Gene Ontology annotation, cellular component: membrane. Gene Ontology annotation, biological process: transmembrane transport. The transcript has 4 exons. Gene Ontology annotation, molecular function: transmembrane transporter activity. The record is from RefSeq and is a predicted model, not a curated record. NCBI's taxonomy places the organism in Eukaryota, Viridiplantae, Streptophyta, Magnoliopsida, Gentianales, Rubiaceae. The coding region runs from base 423 to 1907 and encodes 494 amino acids.